AGCGGUUCCAGCCAAUGGGCGCGCCGCUGUCCGUCCGCUCUUCAGCAGCCGGUCGGGGGCGGUGAAAGCGAGUGAGGAGAGCGCGACGGCGGCGUAGCCAUCGCUGAGGGGGAGAGCGAGGCCCAAGCUUCCGCGUCGAGGUGAGCGGCACGGGCUCCGUCUCAGGCUCGGCCGCGGCCCCUCCGCACCCGGCCGCCGUUUUGCGGGAGUCCUCGGCCGGGCUGCGUUGAGAUUUGGUGACUGAGGAAGGGACCCAGAGGCUCCUUGAACAACUAAGGCAAGUCAAAAUGGUUUCCAUCCCAGAAUACUAUGAAGGCAAGAAUAUCCUCCUCACAGGAGCCACUGGCUUCUUAGGGAAGGUGCUUCUGGAAAAGUUGCUGAGAUCUUGUCCCAAGGUGAAUUCAGUGUAUGUUUUGGUGAGGCAAAAAGCUGGACAAACACCCCAAGAGCGAGUAGAAGAAAUCCUCAGUGGCAAGCUUUUUGACAGGUUGAGAGAUGAAAAUCCAGAUUUUAGAGAGAAAAUUAUAGCAAUCAACAGUGAACUCACCCAACCUAAACUGGCUCUCAGUGAAGAAGAUAAGGAGAUCAUUAUUGAUUCUACAAAUGUCAUAUUCCACUGUGCAGCUACUGUAAGAUUUAAUGAAAAUUUAAGAGAUGCUGUUCAAUUAAAUGUGAUUGCUACACGACAGCUUAUUCUUCUUGCACAGCAAAUGAAGAAUCUGGAAGUGUUCAUGCAUGUCUCAACAGCGUAUGCCUACUGCAAUCGAAAGCAUAUUGAUGAAGUAGUUUAUCCACCCCCUGUAGACCCCAAGAAGCUGAUUGAUUCUUUAGAAUGGAUGGAUGAUGGCCUAGUAAAUGAUAUCACACCAAAAUUGAUAGGAGACAGACCUAAUACGUACAUAUACACUAAGGCAUUGGCAGAGUAUGUCGUGCAACAAGAAGGAGCAAAGCUAAAUGUUGCAAUUGUAAGGCCGUCGAUUGUUGGUGCCAGUUGGAAAGAACCUUUUCCAGGAUGGAUUGAUAACUUUAAUGGACCAAGUGGUCUCUUCAUUGCGGCAGGGAAAGGAAUUCUUCGAACUAUGCGUGCCUCCAACAAUGCCCUUGCAGAUCUUGUUCCUGUAGAUGUGGUUGUCAACACGAGCCUUGCUGCAGCCUGGUAUUCCGGAGUUAAUAGACCAAGAAACAUCAUGGUGUAUAAUUGUACAACAGGCAGCACUAAUCCUUUCCACUGGGGGGAAGUUGAAUACCAUGUAAUUUCCACUUUCAAGAGGAAUCCUCUCGAACAGGCCUUCAGACGGCCCAAUGUAAAUCUAACCUCCAAUCACCUUUUAUAUCAUUACUGGAUUGCUGUAAGCCAUAAGGCCCCAGCAUUCCUCUAUGAUAUCUACCUCAGGAUGACUGGAAGAAGCCCAAGGAUGAUGAAAACAAUCACUCGUCUUCACAAAGCCAUGGUAUUCCUUGAAUAUUUUACAAGUAACUCUUGGGUUUGGAAUACUGAUAAUGUCAAUAUGUUAAUGAACCAACUAAACCCUGAAGAUAAAAAGACCUUUAAUAUUGAUGUACGACAGUUACACUGGGCAGAAUAUAUAGAGAACUACUGCAUGGGGACUAAAAAAUACGUAUUGAAUGAAGAGAUGUCUGGGCUCCCUGCAGCUAGGAAGCAUCUGAACAAGUUGCGGAAUAUCCGUUAUGGUUUCAAUACAAUCCUUGUGAUACUUAUCUGGCGCAUUUUUAUUGCAAGAUCACAAAUGGCAAGAAACAUCUGGUACUUUGUGGUUAGUCUGUGUUACAAAUUUCUGUCAUACUUCCGAGCAUCCAGCACUAUGAGAUACUGAAGACCAAGAAUUUAGCAUUAGAACAUCUAUGCAUACGGUGAUCUAAAUGCACAAAAUGUAAAAUGUACUUAAGUCAUCUCACCUUUUGUUAAAGACAUUAAAUCAUCUUAAAUUGGAGUGUGGAGUAAAUUAUGGUCCAUUUUAUGUAACAUUUUAAUGUUUAUGCUCAAAACCUAGUGAAUACACUGUGGUAUGCCAGCUCAGAUCUGCAAUAGUCACUCAAAUUAUGAUUUAACAUUUUAAUCCUUGGAAUGCAAAGGGUAGGAAGUGGGCAGAAGUGGGGCUAUGGGAACAUUGACCAGUAUAACUGUGCAGUUACUGGAACAUACUAAUUAAAAUAUGCCUUAACAUGCAGUCCUAAUAUUCAGUGCAAUGGAAAAUGUCCAGACAGAAGGCCUAGAUAAAUUAGUUAAGUAUUUGAUUUGAUUCUUCAAUGUUGAUUUCUUUUUUCUUUUUAAAUCCUUUGAGAGGUGGGGUUUAGUUUUGCUAUGACCACAGCCAUGUAUUUUUUUUCUUCAUAUAAGUUACAGGUUGUAUCAAAUGCAAAAACUUGUUCUGAUUUUCUUUCUGAAUAAAUGUGUGUUGCAUAUCAUUUUUAUAAGUAAUUAGUUGCUCUUAUCAGAAGGCCAAAUACUAUUCUAAAGACACUAGUAGAUCUGAAUGAAUUUAAGGUUCUGUCUGUAUCAAUGUAUACUCUGUGCAUUUGAGCAAAAUGAAAACAUGCACAGUAAAGGAAACCAUUUUUCUAGUCUGCAUUUUGAUCAAAUGGAACUCUGGUGAUAUAUGUUUUCAUUUUGAAGAGGAUUUCUUGAGACUUUAUGAGAGGUGGGAUUGAGGAAGGAUUCAUUAUACUUAAACCUCUUCUCCCUUACAAAUUUUCCCACAGGACUUGCCCCAUAUGAACAUGCAUUAUUAUGAAGGAAUGUAGUUAUAGCUUUUAACAUUAAGAAAAUGCCCUCAUGUGUUUACCAACACAUACUAAUUUUGACCUUGAAAGCUGAAUUCCUUUAAAAAUGAAUAAUGCAUAAGUUUGUGUAUAAAAUUAAAUAAAGGAUUUUACCAUGUAAAGUAGCAAACUGUUGAAUGAGUUUCAAGUCAUCAUUUCUUUGCAUGUUGUUUUAGCUUUAGAAAGACAUGCGUUAUAGAAACAAGUGAUAGCAAGAAAUUGAUGUAUAUUUAUUGAUACAUUACAAUUCCCUUUAAAUCUUACUAGUUUGUUACUAUAUUAUUUUUUAAUGGCUUGUUCAGCAUAACACAGUUACAAUUAAGCUGAUCAAGUUGUACUACAUUUAAAUCAUCAGCAGUGUAUCUUGAAAGUGCUUAAAAGGUUAGUUCAUAGUACAAGAAAUUAAAUGUAACUUUACAUUUUAAUUUUUUGUCAAUUAAAAUACAAUGUAGAAGAAGUUUAUUUUACUAUUGUGGAAAACAAAAUGUAAAAGAAACCAACUUUUUCCGUACUGGUGUAUAAUCUUGAAAAGGAAAAAAAAAAUGCUUCUCUGUUGAAGCCAGACUUUGUGUAGUAAAACUUUUAAACAUUAUUUUAAAAGAAAUAUGUAUGUAAAUAUCUGUGUAUUCUUUGGAAUGAUUCUGAAGUCUCUGGUCUAGGACCAUGCCUCUAUAAGGUGUGAGAGACCGUGAUGGUAUGUGAGAAUGGAAUAAAUGAUGCCUUUGAUUUAAGGUGGCCCAUAUAAUAUACAUUGAGUACUCCAUGUCUCCAAAUGUAUUUCCAUGAUGUAAUGAAAACACACUAACCUUUUUAUGAUUUUUAUACAUCUGCCAAAAUAUACUGAGAAUCUGAUAAAUUGUCUUUGGGUCUCUGAAAAGAAUCAGGUGCAAUAUGGGCAGGCCUGUAAAGUGAAACAGAUACGUGUCUUCUGUUGUAUUGCUCUUGUAAUCUAAUUUAAAGAACUGCUAACUAAGGCUGUGCUGAGGUCAAAUUAAUUUUAUGUGUUUAGAAUUCUGUUGUCAAAAGAAAGGUAAUGAAUAAAUGAUGCUCAUCCUGGAAUUUAUAAUUUUGAAAUGAGUAUGGAGUAAAAUGUGAGAUUGUUGAGCUUUAUCAACUAUACUUUGGAUUCAAGUCAUAUUUAAAGAGUUUGGAGAUGUAUACUGUUUGUAAUUUGCUAGUCAGUGUUUUUAGUUCUGAUUAUAUUUUUCAUAUAGAUUAUUCAAUAGGACAACUUUGUAAAAUAAAUUUAUUUCAUUCACCUCAUUUGGCAAAACUGUAUUCUGAACCAUUUAGUUUUUCCCUUAUCUUUUCUUCUCGGAACUCUGGCAUACAUAUUUGUACACUGUAAUGUCAUUGUAACUGUUUAAUUGCCUUGGCAAUGCUAAUGUAUCUUAACGCUUAGUUCAGAAAAGCAUGACCAGGUCGUAUGUUGUUUGACUUAAGGGUGACUUAGAAUAAGUGUUUCUCCAGUCUGCCAGAUAAAGCUUGGUAGUGGGAGGGGACUCUGAUCUCUCUCCUUUGUGUUUGUCUAUAGGACCUGAUUGAGAAACUUUUGUUUCGUGUUUUUUUGUUUGUUUUAAGUGUAAACUGAUAAUCUUUUAUAAGAAGUAAAUAGAAACAUUAUUGGGUGCCUUUGUUUGUAAACCAAAAAGUAAUAAAUGAAUCCCUAUAUUUCUAUUAUAGCA
This is a messenger RNA of Mastomys coucha (southern multimammate mouse), 4466 nucleotides long. It is a transcript of the gene Far1, whose product is annotated as fatty acyl-CoA reductase 1. The record is from RefSeq and is a predicted model, not a curated record. The transcript has 13 exons. Gene Ontology annotation, molecular function: alcohol-forming very long-chain fatty acyl-CoA reductase (NADP+) activity. Gene Ontology annotation, biological process: long-chain fatty-acyl-CoA metabolic process. NCBI's taxonomy places the organism in Eukaryota, Metazoa, Chordata, Mammalia, Rodentia, Muridae. Gene Ontology annotation, cellular component: peroxisome. The coding region runs from base 288 to 1835 and encodes 515 amino acids.